GACGGUUUCCUCCGACGAGGCCCUUGCGCUCUACCACACCGCAUCGGCGUUCACUGAAAAGUCACGCUGAUAUAGGGGACCCAGCGUAACCACCUUUUACCCAUCUAGCUAGAAGCGCAUGUCGGACAUCGUACGGGAGUGUUCAAGACCGGUCUCUGUCUAAUCCUCCCUGCGCCUUCAUUGUUUUUGCUAGUCGCAAUGCCCCUCUCUCAUCUUGGUAUUACUCUGCCUGGCCUGUAUGACAGGUCACCCAUCUUUGGACCUGCCUCCUCGGGCAACGCGGGACCGAGCGAUGGCCAAGGCAGCUCGAGCUCGUACGGCGACCAAAGGGGUCUGACUGCCGCUCCUGGCUGCACGGGGAUCUGCACUGCUCAGGGCAGGCGAUGCCAUCAGUGCCAAGGUGCGCCAGUCUCUGCAAGCAGUCAGUCCUCCGGAUCGUCCUACGCAGGCGGCAGUCUCUUCAAUAGGAGCCACGCACCAGCCGGUAUUGGCGCUGGGCAGGACUCUCAGUCCCCGCUCUUCACCUCAUCUGCCUUGUACUCGGCCUCGCCAUCCGGAUCCACCUUGUCACCCAGACAGGCCGCCUUCCAGUCUUCCAAUUACCCUCGAUCUGCAUCGAGUACGAGCCUCGCCCUCGCUGGCGCUGAACCGCGUGGACAGCAGCUCGGCUCUAGCUCCAAUUCCAGAAUGGGAUUCCCUCAGCAGCCAUCCCUCAAUCGAAAUCUCUCAGGGCCGCCCUACGAAGCAUCACAAUCACGCGGUUCGCCCACUUCUGCUUACCCCUCGGGAGUUCCAACAAUGCAAGGAUGGCAUACCAAGGAUCAGGCGUCAGUCCCAUUCAUCAACGUUGCGGGCUACCCUCAAGAAAGUGCACCCUCCUCGUUCCAACCAUGGUCGGGUCUGGGCGCCGCUCAAGGAAGCAUGGAGGGUAGCGUCAGCACGGAGUCAAGCCUACCGCCUUCCUCGUCGUCGUCCUCCAACUCUACAUCACCUCAGCAAUAUCAACACACUUCGCGCUACCUCGACUAUCCUGGCUCGUCGAGCUCAGGCUCAUCCUCCCUGCCGAGUAUGUAUCAACCGAGAAGCUUGCAGGGCAGCGCAACCAACCAAAACGUCACCUUACCUGACCUCUUGUCUCCGUCGCCAUGGUUCUCAGAAGCGGUACAAGCAAGAGACACCUACACGACACCGGUCAGCUCCAGUAUGGAGUACUACCCACCGCAAAGUGAUCGCAUGUACCUGCAACCGCAUCAAUCGCAGCAAUACCUUAGCCCUGGCCAGUAUGGCGGUCCAAUCCCCUCUGGUGCAACAGGAGCUGCUGGACCCGUUCCAGGGACCGCAUUCGGUUCGGUCAAUGACGUACCCGCACUUGCCGGUAGCAGCAGUGGUGGUACUGAUCCGGUCAGCAGUGGCUAUGGCGGAUGGACGAGCGUGGACAGCUUCCAUCACCCUACCUCUACCGUGAUGAGCCCUUCGGGUCGAGCACUGCUGCAGAGUUCUAGCAGCGAGGGCGCCGAAGACUUUGUGGGUAGCCGUAGAUCCGACUUUGACAAUGACGAUGCUAGGUGGGAAGGAGUGGCCAAUCGAUCCCAUCAUGCAGACAGGUACUACCUCUACGGUGCAUCGACAACUCACAUCUACUGUCGUCCAUCGUGCGCCUCCAAGCGUCCCACACGCGACCGCGUUCAGUUCUUCCCCCACCCCAACGCAGCCGCGGCGGCCGAGGCAGCGGGCUACCGUAGCUGCCGACGCUGCAAGCCUGAUCGGUCUGGUGGGGGAGACCAGACGGUGGUGGCGGUCGGUGAAUGCGUGAGGCACAUGAUGAUGGCUGCCACCAACUCGGCCGAGGAAGGUGGAGAGCCAAAGAAGAAGACGCUCAAGGAGUAUGCUGCAAGAGCAGGGCUCAGCACGUUCCACUUCCAUCGCUCUCUGGCUAAAGUCAUGUCGAUCACACCCGGAGAAUUCUCUAAAGCAUGCCAAUCGCUAGCUUUACAAAACGCCCUGGGCAUGGACAGUGCUCCUCCGGGUACAGGUCGCAUCACCUCUCGAAUGUACGACGCAGCCCUCGCAGGCUGGUCCAGCCGUCGUGCGAAGCGUGCAUUGGGCAACGUCGAGCCCAGUGCAUACGCCAGCGGUGAUGCUCUUCAAAGCAUCGUGAGGACUAGUGUACGAGGGACCGAGUGGGGUAACAUCUCCAUUGUGUAUACGUCCCCUGCUGGUCAUGGGAUCACGACGGUCAGUGGCGCCACUUCACCCAGCAUUCUGCACACACCUCCCAAUUCGCAACAUCCCUCCGACCGUAGACCAAGUCUCUCUCCUCUGAGCGGUGGCCACGGACAAAGCACCAAUGGCGAUCGAGUCCUCCUGGCCCUAAUGAUAUCCAUGGACGCAGAGCAGCGGUUAGCCAUCCGCUUCCCCGCAGCCAUUGUAGGGGACGGAGCAGCGCAGGAGGAGCUUCGCAACCUCGUCAGCAGUCUCGCCCAGACGGGCGUUCGCGAAGAACAGCUUCCACCCGAGACGGUGCCCAGCAUUCGUCGAGCCCGACUUUGGGCCGCGACUAGACUCAGGCUUACUGCCAGCGGUGGGGCGGGAGGCAGCAGUAGUGGCUACCGGGAUCAUGAUGCCGGUAGGCUCUCUGGAUCGAGCUCUGCAGGGGAACAUGCUGCUAGCCUGCGAAGGGCUACUGGACAGAUGAUGCCUGUACCUCUGGACGGACCUUGAGAUCCGAGGCUGAGACCAGACCUCUUCUUUGUCUCUCCCUCUGUCUGCGUCUCGCCGGGCUGAUUGGACACGUCGCGUUCUUGGCUCCUUGGCAUCUUGGCAACUCGACUUCUUGGCACACGGGAAGUGGCUAUCUAAU
Microstroma glucosiphilum is the source of this 2860-nucleotide messenger RNA. RefSeq lists its product as hypothetical. Gene Ontology annotation, biological process: regulation of DNA-templated transcription; DNA repair. The transcript has 3 exons. The record is from RefSeq and is a predicted model, not a curated record. Gene Ontology annotation, molecular function: DNA binding; zinc ion binding; methyltransferase activity. The coding region runs from base 199 to 2721 and encodes 840 amino acids. NCBI's taxonomy places the organism in Eukaryota, Fungi, Basidiomycota, Exobasidiomycetes, Microstromatales, Microstromataceae.